Messenger RNA from Astyanax mexicanus (Mexican tetra), 1160 nucleotides. RefSeq names its product tumor protein, translationally-controlled 1 (gene tpt1). The transcript is spliced from 6 exons. Gene Ontology annotation, cellular component: cytoplasm. Bases 115 to 630 code for a protein of 171 amino acids. Gene Ontology annotation, molecular function: calcium ion binding. Lineage: Eukaryota; Metazoa; Chordata; Actinopteri; Characiformes; Acestrorhamphidae. The record is from RefSeq and is a predicted model, not a curated record.
UUGACGUCAUCUGUUCUGGCAGUGUCUAGAGCUGAUCUCGGUCUCUCGGCCUUUCCAGCUGAGUCCGCCGCCAGCGCAGCGCCUGCUCCGAGCCCUCCAACACAAUCCAUCAAAAUGAUCAUCUACAAGGACAUCAUCACCGGAGACGAGAUGUUCUCGGACAUCUACAAAAUCAAAGAGUCUGAGAAUGGAAUGAUGAUCGAAGUCGAGGGAAAGAUGAUCAGCAGAGCAGAGGGUGAUAUCGACGAUGCGCUCAUUGGUGGCAAUGCGUCAGCAGAGGUCCAGGACGAAGGCUGCGACUCUACGACAGUCAGUGGUGUUGACAUCGUCCUCAACCACAAACUCACUGAGACCAGCUACGACAAGAAGUCCUACACAGCUUACAUCAAGGACUACAUGAAGGCAGUGAAAGCCAAGCUGCAGGAAACAUCUCCUGAUCGGGUAGACCCCUUCAUGGCUAACGCACCAGCUGAGGUCAAGAAAAUCCUAGGAAACAUCAAGAACUUCCAGUUUUUCACAGGAGAGUCCAUGAACCCAGAUGGCACUAUCGGCCUCCUUGACUUCCGUGAGGAUGGUGUGACGCCCUACAUGCUCUUCUUCAAAGACGGUCUUGAGAUUGAGAAAUGCUAAAUUCCCCUGCUGCAUCCUAAAGUGCCUCCCCCCAUCAGUGGCCGUCAUCAGCCCGGUGGCUGCGAGGGCUUGCGGAUUAAUUGGAUCACCUCAUUCCUCCCAACUUCAUCAAAACCAGAAGCUCUUUUUAACCCCUCACCCCCCACCCCCCCGCCGAAGAGGAUAUUGAUUUCUUUGAUUUCAGUGUCUGUCCAUCCAGAAGACUUGAGACUUGCUCUGCUGUGAAUCAAUGUUUUUGGGGGGGAGAACAGUAUUUUAGUGAGCUGAACCAUCUUGCGAAGAGCUUGCGUUAUUGCGCAGACGCAGCUCACUAGGGUUUUUUGGUUUUCAUUAUUAUUUUUUUAAAAUACAUUAGCUACCACAAUGGUGAAGUCGACUGCCUGGGCCUUGGUUUGCUGUGUGCAUGUCAGCUCUCAGACAGCAAGUUGUACAGUUAUUUGCCACAUGUCCCUUCUCCAAUCACAGGAUUGAAUAGGAUUUCUUGGCACUAUUUGUGACAUAAAAAUAAAGUUAAGCUGCUGGCUAAACAA